GAAGUGUGUGUAUCGUGUAUAUUGUGUGUAAUUGUGUGUGUAUAUAUUUGCUGCGUGUAAUGUGUAGGUUGAAUGACAUGAAGCAGAGACUCAAGACAGCCCAGUGCUAGAAGGAACCAAUGCGAGCAGUGUCCAUACGACAUGAGCCAUACUGGACACAUUCAUCUGUACCACAAAUCACACAUGGCCAAGAAGGCCUUCAAGUGUACUGUAUGCGAGAAGGUAUUUCGACGUUCAUCACAACUUAGAACUCACCAGAGACAGCACACAGGAGAGAAGCCCUUCGAGUGCACUGUCUGUGGUAAAGCGUUUACACGUUCAGCAACUCGUCACGUUCACCAGAAAACACACACAGGCGAGAAACCCUUCAAAUGCACUGUGUGUGGAAAGGCAUUUGCAGGUUCAGGAAAUUUUUUGCAACAUCAGAGAACACACUCAGGCGAUAAGCCCUUCAAGUGCACUUUGUGUGAGAAGGCAUUUAAACAGUCAUCACAUCUCCAAAUUCACCAGAGAACACACACAGGCGAGAAACCCUUCAAGUGCACUGUGUGUGGUAAAGCGUUUACACGCUCAGGAUCUCUUAACAUUCACCAGAGAACACACACAGGCGAGAAGCCCUUCAAGUGCACUGUUUGUGGUAAAGCGUUUACACAGUCAGCAUAUCUUAACAUUCACCAGAGAACACACACAGGCGAGAAACCCUUCAAAUGCACUGUGUGUGGAAAGGCAUUUGCAGGUUCAGCAAAUUUUUCGCAACAUCAGAGAACACACUCAGGCGAUAAGCCCUUCAAGUGCACUUUGUGUGAGAAGGCGUUUAGACAGUCAUCACAACUUCAAAUUCACCAGAUAACACACACAGGCGAGAAACCCUUCAAGUGCACUGUUUGUGGUAAAGCGUUUACACGCUCAGCAUAUCUUACCAUUCACCAGAGAACACACACUGGCGAGAAGCCCUUGAAGUGUACUGUGUGUGGUAAAGCGUUUACUAAGUCAAAAUAUCUUAAGUAUCAUCACCAGAGACAACACACAGGCGAGAAGCCCUUCAAGUGCACUUGUACUGUAUGCGAGAAGGUAUUUCGACGUUCAUCACAACUUAGAACUCACCAGAGACAGCACACAGGAGAGAAGCCCUUCGAGUGCACUGUCUGUGGUAAAGCGUUUACACGUUCAGCAACUCGUCACGUUCACCAGAGAACACACACAGGCGAGAAACCCUUCAAGUGCACUGUUUGUGGUAAAGCGUUUGCACGGUCAGCAUAUCUUAACAUUCACCAGAGAACACAUUCAAGCGAUAAGCCCUUCAAGUGCACUUUGUGUGAGAAGACAUUUAAACGCUCAUCACAUCUCCAAAUUCACCAGAUAACACACACUGGCGCCAAUCCCUUCAAGUGCACUGUUUGUGGUAAAGCGUUUACACGGUCAGCAUCUCUUAACAUUCACCAGAGAACACACACAGGCGAGAAGCCCUUCAAGUGCACUGUGUGUGGUAAAGCGUUUAUACAGUCAGCAUACCUUAACAUUCACCAGAGAACACACACAGGCGAGAAGCCGUUCAAGUGCACUGUGUGUGGUAAAGCGUUUACACGCUCAGGAUCUCUGAACAGUCACCAGAGAAAACACACAGGCGAGAAGCCCUUCAAGUGCACUGUGUGUGGUAAAGCAUUUACACAGUCAAGAUAUCUUAAGAAUCAUCACCAGAGACGACACACAGGCGAGAAGCCCUUCAAGUGCACUGUGUGUGGGAAGUUAUUCGCACAGUCAGUCGACCGAAAUUGGCAUGAGAAGAUCCAUGUGGAGGAGGUGGAAUCCAGCCCAUCUCGCAUGCAACAAGACCCAAAAGACAACCCGAGUUUAGCAACGUGGCCAUCAGUGAAGGUUGAACGGGAAGAAGUGAAGGGGGAAUGUGAAGAGGUGAAGGUGAAAUGUGAAAAGGUGAAGAUGGAAUGUGAAGAAGUGAAAGUGAAAUGUGAAGAUGAAGACUCAACUCCAGGCCCCGACCUCGAGGUGGAUGGAGGCAGCGUCAAGCAGGAGCAGCUUUCGGACUCUGAGGGAGGGCGAGGCGACCCCCAUGAGGUUGUGGAUGUGGAGGUGUGGGUGGAGUUUUUGGGGGAGGGAUCGUGCAGUGGUUAGUGUGCCGCCUUACGAGCGCGGGGAACCCGAGUUUGAUUCCCGUUCACGGUCGACAUC
Messenger RNA from Petromyzon marinus (sea lamprey), 2187 nucleotides. The record is from RefSeq and is a predicted model, not a curated record. Lineage: Eukaryota; Metazoa; Chordata; Hyperoartia; Petromyzontiformes; Petromyzontidae.